This is a messenger RNA of Rhododendron vialii, 2675 nucleotides long. Its product is annotated as patatin-like protein 6. The record is from RefSeq and is a predicted model, not a curated record. Bases 601 to 1989 code for a protein of 462 amino acids. The transcript is spliced from 3 exons. Lineage: Eukaryota; Viridiplantae; Streptophyta; Magnoliopsida; Ericales; Ericaceae. Gene Ontology annotation, biological process: lipid metabolic process.
AACGCUUUUAAAGCCAACAGACAUGCUCUGCAGCUGCUGCGCUGCUUAUGACCUUCUCUUCUUUCUCGUCCUUGGGCUUUUCUUUGAAUCUUUCCAUAAACACAAAUACAUAUAGCCGGUGCCUGUGUAGAGAGAGAAAGCGCAGGAUUUCUUUCAUAGAGAAAGAGAAAGCUCGCAAUCCACUUUCUCUCUUCUACUUCCAGAGGAGCAAGUAAACAACUGGACUACUUGAGCACUUGCGCUGGGCGACAAACUGCCUUUGAGGCCCGCGCCCUUCAGGAGCUGCAUUUCAGUUCGUAAAUUGUCUAUUUUCGAUCGUGAUCGAUAGCGGGACCCAUGCUUUCAAGACCAACGAGAAGAUAGAUACGUACACGGACAUACGCUUGGUAGUGGAGUGCUUAUCCCGGUAAAAAGCGACGGAUUGUAUGAAGUAUUACGACACAGUCUUUGCAAAGAAUUGAAGCGAUUUAAUGCAUCCCAUCUGAAUUUAAUGCGAAGCAGCUGUUAGCCAUUUGAAGGAGGCUCAUAAAAAUUCGGUGCUGUCAUAUUAGCUUUGUAUAACUGCUGAAAGCUUUGGUGGAAGAAAUUGGGACUGAGAGGAUGGCUUGUGCUGAGUCGGGAAUGCAAGAGCCCAGUAUCGACACGGACAAGCUGAGCUACGAGAUUUUCUCAAUCCUCGAGAGCAAGUUCUUGUUCGGAUACGACGACCAGAAGCUCUGGAUUCCGAAGCAGGUCCCUGUAUCAAUCGAAACGAAAUCAGCACAGUCGGUUCCAGAGGAAACCGUUAAUAACGGCGUGAACGCCGUUAAGAACCAGAGGGGGAAAAUCUGCGUGCUGAGCAUCGACGGCGGCGGCGGCAUGCGGAGCAUCCUGCCGGGGAAAGCCCUGGCCUACCUCGAAAACGCGCUGAAAACGAAAUCGGGAAAUCCGGACGCCAGAAUCGCCGAUUAUUUCGACGUCGCCGCCGGUUCCGGCGUCGGGGGAAUCUUCACGGCGAUGCUGUUCGGUACCAAAGACCACAGCCGUCCGAUCUUCCACGCGGACGACACGUGGAAGUUCCUCGCCGCGAAGGGAAAGAAGUUUUUUCACGGCUCGUCGUCCAGUUCGAUCAAGCGGUUCUUCCGUACCGGUUCCGGCGGGAAGAAAACCGGUUCGGGCGGUGCCGGUCUGGAGAGAGAAAUGAGAGAGGUGUUUGUUGCCGCUGACGGGAGGAGCUUGACGUUGAAGGACACGUUGAAGCCGGUCCUGAUACCGUGCUACGAUCUCUCCAGCGCGGCGUCGUUCGUCUUCUCACGCGCCGACGCGCUGGAAACGGACAGCUUCGACUUCCGUCUCCUGGAGGUGUGCCGGGCGACGGCGGCCGAGCCGGGGGGGUUCGAGCCGGUUCUGAUGAGCUCAGUCGAUGGGCAGACGAGGUGCGUGGCGGUGGACGGCGCGCUGACGAUGAGCAACCCGACGGCGGCGGCGAUCACGCACGUGCUGCACAACAAGCAGGAGUUCCCGUUCGUGCGUGGGGUGGAGGACAUUUUGGUACUUUCGCUCGGGACGGGUCAGAUGCUGGAAGGGAGCUAUGAGUACGAGCAAGUCAAGAGGUGGAAGGCCAAGGACUGGGCUAGGCCGGUGGCGAGAAUCUCCGGCGAUGGUUCGGCGGACUUGGUGGACCAUGCGGUGGCUAUGGCGUUUGGUCAAAGCCGUAGCAGUAACUACGUCCGUAUACAGGCAAAUGGAUCCAGCCUGGGUCGUUGCGGGCCCAAUGCUGACUUGGACCCCAGUCCUAGUAAUGUAAAGAUGCUUGUGGAAAUAGCUGAUGAAAUGCUGAAACAAAAGAAUGUUGAAUCUGUUCUAUUUGAUGGUAAGAAGAUUGCGGAGCAGAGCAAUUUUGAAAAACUAGACUGGUUUGCGGGAGAGCUCGUGUUGGAGCAUCAGAGAAGGGGUUGCAGAAUAGCUCCCACUGUUGCAUUCAAGCAAGCUGCCCCUAAAGCCAGCUAGACAACUCUACCCUGCCAAAAAAAAAGGAAACCAGAAACUGAAAAAUAAGCAAGAGGAAGAGUAGUAGUAUAUUGCAGCUUUUACUGUUGAGAAAAGGGAAAGAGAGGAAGAGAGGAGGGGAGGUCAGAGAAUUGGGUGAAAAAGGACACUAAACUGCAUAAAAAACUGGUGGAGCAAUCUUUUAAGGGAUUUCUUGCCUAUCACAGGACAGGCAUUGUGGUGUCCACUCCAAAAACAGGGACCCAAAGCUUUGAUUGUGUGUGAACUUUGAUGGUCAAAGAACAGAAACCUCAUUCCAAUCCUUCUGAUUUCAAAUGAACAACUUUAGUAGGCGUGGGAAAACACAAAUUUGCCUCCCCUUUCCUUUUGUCUUUCCCAUCCUUUCUCUAGGAAAAUUUGUUUGUUGGGUGAAGCAUUAUUACCUAGUUCUCUUUUUCUGUCCCCUGGCAUUUUUCUCUCUCUUGGUUUUCUUUUUUCUUUUAUCAUUUGCGUGAAUAUAGAUUGUAGUGAUGGAGAAGAUUUCAAGGAGGUCUCUUUUUUAUAUGGGGACUUUAGUGCAGGACCCAUGUCUGUAAAGAGAGGGAAAAACAGCUGAGUAUUUUGCAUUUUCCUUUCUGUGAACAUUUGUUACAGGUUUGGGUCCCCUGUUUGAAUCUUCCUUAAUGUUCAUUAGUAUCUUAUUAGAA